AUGCUAACAAAAGCAAACAACCACAGAGACAAAGAGAAGACAGCAGAAGGAACCAGUGUCACUGCUCUGUUCUCCAGACAAAAAGGUAGUGGUGGACAGUUUUUCAUGGCGGUAACAAUUGAUUUGUUGAUACAACAAAACGUUUCUGUAGUGUUAUUUAUUUUUGUGAUUUGUACAUUUUUACCUGUCAUGCUGGUGACAAUAGUUGGAAACUUGAUUGUUAUACUCAGUGUGUACCGGAAAAGUGCUUCAACAAAAACUUCGAGCAGUAUCUUCAUAUCUUCCUUAGCACUCUUUGAUUUCUUAACUGGGUUGAUUGGAGUUCCACUCUGUAUGGUUGCUUAUAUUCUUCGUAGACAGUUCCUAUAUAAUUAUAGCUGCGGGACUUGGUAUUUUAUGCCCGCCACAAUAUCUGUCACUAUCUCAGGGCUGCAUCUAAUGGUGAUCACUAUUGAUCGAGUGCUUGCGAUUAAAUACCCUCUUCGGUAUAGAGCGUGGAUGCCCGUUGAAAGAGCAAUUCGAAUUUGCAUUUGUGUCAGUUUGCUUGGCUUUUUUCUUGGAGGAAGUUCAUUUGCAGUAGGUGCCCUAGCAAGCCUGUUUGUGCCACCGCCUAAUGUGACGUAUGAAUACGAAUGCGGGAGUUCAGCGUUUUAUGAUAUGUAUGGCUACCCUGUGUACAUUUACCUCAUCCCGAUUGCCGGUUUGACAAUUCCUAUCAUGUUCAUUCUGUACGCAUAUAUUUUCUCAAUUGCGUCAAAAAAAGCGAAAGACAUUGCCACACGCCACGGAAAGAAAUUUAACAGACGAGAAAUUAAAGUUACCAAGACAACAGCCAUAGUACUUCUGGUUUACACCCUGUGUGUUGCACCAACUGUUCUAAAAAGCAUUGUCCAUAAAGCUGUUGAUAAUGGUUCCACCUGGCUUGUGUGGUACUUGUGGUUAACAGAUUUUCUCAUCCUCGCUAACUCGAUGGUGAAUCCGUUAAUAUAUGCAGGAAGAAGUAAAGAUAUGAAAAAAGAAUUCAAAGAAACAUUUACUUCAUUAUUUGUAAGAAUUACCCGUAUCAGAAGAAACAACAAAAGAGGCAUUUGUGUUGACGGUUCGGGUUCAGUAAAAGCUAAAUCAGAUGCAAAGGCAUCCAUUAUAUCAACAGACUUAAGAGCUCGUUUCCCCUCGUCGUUUGAAAACACUGGAGAUGUUUCAGUUCAUGUAUUAUAG
Molecule: messenger RNA, 1218 nt
Organism: Anneissia japonica
Lineage: Eukaryota; Metazoa; Echinodermata; Crinoidea; Comatulida; Comatulidae
Product: adenosine receptor A2b-like
Exons: 1
Coding region: 1-1218 (405 amino acids)
Biological process (GO): G protein-coupled receptor signaling pathway
Cellular component (GO): membrane
Molecular function (GO): G protein-coupled receptor activity
Source: RefSeq, a predicted model, not a curated record